AUGGGGGAUAUACAUUGGAAGAUGCUACAAGUAGGGGCCUGGGAUGAGUGCCAGUACCGUCGAGUGUUGGCAGCCGAGGAGAACGUGGACUUCCGUAUCCAUGUGGAGAACCAGACGCGGGCUCGCGAUGACGUGAGUCGGAAGCAGCUGCGCUUGUACCAGCUCUACAGCAGGACCAGUGGAAAGCACAUUCAAGUCUUGGGCCGUAGGAUCAGUGCCCGUGGCGAGGACGGGGACAAGUAUGUGCCUGCGCCGCCCGGUGCCGCCUCCCUGCCUACACUCUUCCCGGCAAGUUGUCCCCCAGGAGUGCCAUCAUGGGGUCAGGAGAACGACAGGUCCCCUCAGGCUGCAUCCCUGCCGCCGCCCGCCUCCCGCCGGCUGGACGCUGAGUCACCGCUUCCACAGGAGCCGGCUCCGAUUUCCUGCCCCCUUGCCCUCUCUCCGGUCAUUAAUAUUGUGUCCACAAGGCAUGUGUGCUCAUGCCUGUUUUCAACCCUCUCCUCUGGCGAGUUGCUAGUGUUAAGAGGUUGGGAGUUGAGCGAAGCUUCUCUAGACCUGGGGGGACCUGCGUGUGAUGGGCCUCAGUACCCACUACCGUCACUGUGGUUGUGUGUAAUGUCUGCUGUAGCACACUUACCAAAGGCAUCAUUGACUUUUCUUUCUUUGACUCUCCUUCUCUCUCUCCUUCAGCCUGAUGGUACUAGCAAGGAGUGUGUGUUCAUCGAGAAGGUUCUGGAAAACAACUACACGGCCCUGAUGUCAGCCAAGUACUCAGGCUGGUACGUGGGCUUCACCAAAAAGGGGAGGCCUCGCAAGGGUCCCAAGACCCGGGAGAACCAGCAAGAUGUGCACUUCAUGAAGCGUUACCCCAAGGGACAGACAGAGCUACAGAAGCCCUUCAAGUACACCACCGUCACCAAGCGUUCCCGGCGGAUCCGCCCCACUCACCCCGGCUAGGUCCGGCCACACUCACCCCUAGAGAACUACAUCAGAGGAAUAUUUUUACACGAAAAAAUAAGGAAGAAUCUCUAUUUUUGUACAUUGUGUUUAAAAGAAGACAAAAGAACCCCAUGACAAAGGACUCACGAAAAGGGGACUGCUGUCAACUCACAGGUGCUUGCCUCUCUCUAGGGGGUGACAAUUCAAAACUCAUCCCAGAGGAGGAUUUGAAUGAGAAAACUGACGCUGCGAGAAACCAAAGUCCUUUCCCCAAAGGUUCUGAAAGCAAACAACAACAACAACAACAAAAAACAAAAAAAAAAACAAAAACAAAAAAACAAACAGAAAAACAAAAAACAGAAAAAAAGUAGUGCCCCUCCCCCACCCCCAUCCCUCCUUCCC
This is a messenger RNA of Cricetulus griseus (Chinese hamster), 1341 nucleotides long. NCBI's taxonomy places the organism in Eukaryota, Metazoa, Chordata, Mammalia, Rodentia, Cricetidae. The record is from RefSeq and is a predicted model, not a curated record.